AUGAAUGGACCCCACAAUCCCCUGCAGCGAUUCCUGAACGACCACGAGCCGAUAUCACCACACUCGCUCGACUCACCUCCCUGGGGUGCUAGUACCACAAUCUCUAGUAAUCUUGACGAGAGAGUACUACGGGGACCGCUGAUUGAGCCAAAAGCAUCGGAUCGAUCUGCAUUUCUGUUCCAUCAACUUCCCGAAGAAGUUAUUCAGAGAAUAUUAUGGGCCGUCGAUUCAAAUGGCUUUGCAUCCUUGUGCCUACUCAAUCCAACGUGGUAUAGAAAGUCACAACACCUGGAGCUCUAUGCACACCAUCUGUCACGAUGUCCGUCAUAUGCACUCUCAAACAAUGUAAUUACUGGCCCUUUCCGCAAAAACGACUUGUAUCGGCUCAAAACCAAAUUCGCUGCUGAAGUUCGGCGAAACCUCUUCGCCGCCUAUCUAAGACCUAGAGAGACCAUCAUCAAUCUUAUCUCCGUCAGUGCUAACAGCUCUGCGGCCUUUCCCGGCGGUGAAGCUUUUCGGUUCGAGUUCUCGCCUAAUGGACAAACUGUCCUUGCCCUCAGCUCUUCUAGAAUAUAUGUCCUUGAUGCUGCAUCCGACACUAUUGAGAUUCAGAGAGAAUUGAAGACUGUCAGACGACCUCUUUCUGCUUCCGUUACCGACGAUGGCUCGUUGCUCGCAGUCUUAUCCUCGAAGUAUCAGGCAAAUAUCUAUGGAUUAACAUCAGGUAAUCCAGUCAAGCAUUUGCAGGUCAUUGUGCUCGAUAAUCCACCUCGAACAAUCGCUCUUGCGCAUGAAGGUACUGUCUUAGCUGCUGCAUGGACUGGUGGAAUUGAAGUGUUCUCACUAGCUCACAAUGCACUAUCCACCGAUCGAAGAGCUGUACGAAGCGAAGCUGUUGACUCACUAGCAUUCUCUGGUGACGGUUCCAUGAUCGUUGGGACUUCGCAUGACCUCGAAGAGCCCAAUGCUGUUGUGAUCACAGCGCCAUUCUACUCCGAAAAUGAUCCGAAUAUCACACCUCGGGAAAUCCACAGCCGAAUGUGGACGACGCAGAUCCUAUUUCCGCAGAUCAGCAGCACUGUCAGCCAUGUUGCUUUAUUGCCAGGUCACACCGAAGGCGACACAAAUUGGGUGUUUGCCUACGAUCAUCCAUUAAUGACAUAUCGUGCAGUACGCACGGAUGACACAAGAAGUGGUGUGGUUUACUUUCUUAGUCCACCGACCGAGGAACGCUUUGAGUUUCCUCAACCCUGCGUUGCACCAUCCGCUACCGCAUGUGGCACUCUUGCGGCAGCUGGAUUCCAUGAGCACGGAUUGUUCCUGUAUGGAGUCCCUGAGCGUCUAGAUGUCAGUCCGGAUAUGGGUUCUGUCGUUGACAAGAAUGAAGAGCGUGUGCGUCGCCUUGCUGCUCUCACAUCUGCCACGGGGCAUAUCGAACCUCUAAUGGCAUAUUCACCGUCGGUCUCGGGCAGCAGUCAGAUGAUCGAUAUGGACGAGGAAGGUCUUACUGGCAAGGUAGACUGGCGUCAGAGUCUCUUUGUCAAGUCCAAAGCUGUUCGCACAAUCGAGGGUUUCACAUGUUUGCGGUGGGUAGAGAACUCCGAAGAAAACCCUUGCGAAUUUUCUGGAAAGCGGCUGGUCGUCACGGCGCCUGCUGGGAUGAACAAGUUCGCAGACGAUCUUGGUGAGGAGAACAUGCCAGUCGAUGGAUCGCGGAUCUGUCUUCUGGACUUCGAUUACUCACCUUCGACUAGGGAGAGCCGCGAAUAUACAAUUGAGGUAGGCGACAACGAACCAGAGCUUCUCACAGAACAGCUUGGAAAUAUCGAGGUCGAAGUUGCAAUGGAACGACGACGUACUGUACGUGCUCGUGGCAGGAAUGGUGGAUUGGCUGCAAGAACGAGUUUAACCAGAUCUCAGACAGCUGCUUCGCCACCUAAUCAAUCUCAUAUUGACGAAGUGAUGCGCCGGCAGAUAGUUACCCAUCCAUCACCCGGCGAAGAGAUAGUCAGCCCACUCUCAAGAUCGUCAGGGUUAUCAAGGUCGCAGACUGCUGCAGGGUUUCAGCAUGCUCGGUUCCCACCUCGUCCUCCACUAGGCUCUUCUUUUACAGAUAGCUCUGUACCAGGAUCCAGACCGCACCAUCGGGCAUCUGUCGACAGUUGGGAAACUCCACCACCUCCGUAUGGCCAUGAUAGCCUAGCUGUGCCAUCGUUUGGACAGCGACCACAUACGGCGUCCCAAGCUUCCAGUCACUCGGCCACUCUAAAUGGAAACCUUGCACAACUAGGCACUUUCCAGCCGAGAGCUCUGCCACAACAACACUUGGGUACUGUACAAACCCAAGCUUUACAGCUAGGUCGAUCGACACAAUAUGCGAGACAGAGCACCUCCAUGGAUGGAACAAUGUUAAGUGAACAUGGUCCCAGUCAGAGCAUGGGUCAAUAUGGCCCGGCAGCGCGGAGUCCCCGACCGGACAACAUACCCGAAGAAACAGUAGAACACGAUCCAAAUUAUCGAUACCCGCAAGCAAACCGUCAGAGUCAUGUUUCACCAAUCAGCGCUCCUGAUGUCCCACCUCCGGGCUCUUACUUCGAAGAAGCUGUGCAAGCACAUGGAACACAUCCACGUGAAGAGGGCUUGACACUUCGUUCGACUUUGACCCACCCUAUCUCUCCACCUACGCCAGAUCGUCAAUCGUGGAUGCCAGAUCAGCCCCAAGGACAAUCGCCAAGGUUACCGACUCCAACAAGUGCUGGCCGAAGUGAGAACAGAAUCAGCUUGACUGGUGCAAAUUUACAGAAUCGUCUCAAUCAUCCUGUUCCGCCUGUGCCCGUCAACGAGUCGCCAGCAAGUCGUCAUGAGACCAGGAGCAGUCCACCACAGCAUCAUCUUCAACAAUUCUCGCAAUCUCAAACAACGUCCCAGCAAUACCAAUAUCAACAUGAUUCUAACCGACCGAGCUACAAUACCGGAACAACACCACAAUCCCUCCACACAUAUACCCAUCCAAUUGCACCAAGCAUUCCGACUGCUGAACAGAUGGCACGUCUGAGCCGUCACCAGUCCUCUCUCCCUUCUCCGUUACAACCAGGCCACAGACCAGGUGGCAGUUCAGCGACUCAUGACUUCGCAUGUUCACCGUCUCCCACACCUCGUGCCGCCUGGGGCGCAGCCGGUGUUCCAGGCACUGUGUCCUUCACUCGCGCUCUCGCAAUGCCCAACGGUGUUUCUCGAAGCAGUUCUCGAGGGAGCAAUAGGUCUAUUGGAGCAAGCCGAAGCACGCCUAACUUAUUUACCCCGAGCAUGGGUCUAGGUCACAGUCCAAGGCCAAGUUAUCCACGAUUGGAUACGAUCAAUAGUAUUGGGAGCGCUGGUCUUGGAGCCAGACUUGAGUAUGAAAGAAGUCGUAGCGCGAUCGGAUACCAUAAUGAGUUUGGAAGGAGUGCCACAGAUCCGAAUGUGGUGCUCGAGCAGCCUAUGAUGGAGCGGAGAGUAGGGAAGAAGGGCAAGAAAGAGAAAAGUGGACGAAAGUGUAUUGUCAUGUAA
Molecule: messenger RNA, 3549 nt
Organism: Lithohypha guttulata
Lineage: Eukaryota; Fungi; Ascomycota; Eurotiomycetes; Chaetothyriales; Trichomeriaceae
Exons: 2
Coding region: 1-3549 (1182 amino acids)
Molecular function (GO): protein binding
Source: RefSeq, a predicted model, not a curated record